GAUAAUAAAGAAAUAAAAGAACAAAAGAAAAAGAAAAACCUUUCCUAGUUAUGAUCACUAUCCCCCUAUUCCCAUACAACAACAUAUCCUUCAAAUUCCCGCAACUUUUCAACCAAUCAAAAAUCCUUUGUUUCAGAUCAUAACUUUGAUGCAAUUCUCACAUAACCCAGAAUUUUCUUUUUCUUUUUUGGUUUUCGGUGCUCAAAAAGAAAGUCGGUCUUUUUUUUUUUGUUUGUUUGUUUGUCACUGUUGAUUUCUUGUUUUGCAAGUUGAUUUUUAUUAUUUCUGCUAAUUUUUAACUUUCUUUUUGUUCCCUUGGGAGAUUCUGGUUGUGAUUAUGAAUAAUAACUGGAGAAGACAAAAAGGUGAAAUUCAUCAUCAUCAUCAAGGAAUGCAGGGGACAAGAUCAUAUUCCCGAAAGCCAUCUCUUGCUACGUGGCAGCCGACUGUUCCUUCAUGGGAGAAGAAGUUUUGCACUCUGGUAGGCGCUGUACCGUGGCGGAAACUUCUCGAAACCAAGAGAUUUAUGUAUCUUUAUGACAACAUAGUCCAGUGGAAUGACUCAGCUGGUGAAGAGGCGUUUCAUAAUGCUAAGAACCGAUUUUGGGCUGAGAUUAAUGGCCUUCCUUGUGACAUAAGACUCCCUGAUCCUGAUAGUUAUAUCGAUAAAAUCGAUUGGGACUCUGAAAUUGAUCCUGAACUGCUUCUGGACUUGGAGAGAGAGCCCAAGGUCCCCGACAAGAAGGAUGAAAGCGAGAAUGUUGUAAUUCUCGGUAAUUCCCUUCUUUUGAAUCAAUCAUUCGUCUGUGGUGGUUGGGGGGAUGCUGAAGACAGUGUAGCGAAGGAGAAUAACUUGUCUUCGAAUUGGAAAAACAAAGGCUAUGAAAAUUCUUGGGAGCACAACAAUGGCAACACAAAAGAUACCGGAUACGGGAACUGUUGGAACAACUCUUGGGAAUGGAACCAAAGGGAGAACAACUAUAACGAUUGGGACAAUAACGAAUCGAGCUACGUGGAUUAUAGAAGAACCGGAGAUUGGGGAACAUGGGAUGCUCCUAGAAAGAAAAAAGAAGGUGCUGAUCAGUACAUGUCGAGGUAUAAAACAACAAGGUAUCAUGGUGAUAACUGUCAGAACAAUCGGGGAUGGAGAAACGUGAGGGGUAGACAGAGGUCAAAUUUUGCAUAUGAACGACCACCUGUGGAUUCAAGACAGUUGAAUUCCGUGAAUUAUUGCGGUUGGGCCAAUUAACCAUAUGAUGAAUUUGGGAGAGGCAAGUUUUGUAAGUACAAAGUUAUUAGCAUAUAUAUAGAGAGUAGUAUAUAAUGCUUUGUAGAUUGUGGGGCUCAAUAUUAUUUUAUUUGUUCUGUGUUGGAGUGGAUAGCACAAAAAAAUUAGGAUCACAGCAGCUUGGCAAAAUGCCCUAUUGUGUUCUGUUUAUGUCUACAGUUUUGUAGUUUGGUUUUUUAUAAGGUUUCUGUCGUAAGUUUUGAAUGUUUUAUUUCUAGUCUUUUUGAGAGUGAUUGUUGCUUGAUGUGUUUGUUGAUCAUUCAAACUUAUUGAUUCAUAUAUAUAUCAUCGGCAUUUUCGAGUA
Gossypium raimondii (Peruvian cotton) is the source of this 1592-nucleotide messenger RNA. RefSeq lists its product as uncharacterized. The transcript is spliced from 2 exons. NCBI's taxonomy places the organism in Eukaryota, Viridiplantae, Streptophyta, Magnoliopsida, Malvales, Malvaceae. Bases 338 to 1249 code for a protein of 303 amino acids. The record is from RefSeq and is a predicted model, not a curated record.